GCAGAACGAUGUCCUCGAUGCGGUGGUGAUCGUGCAUACUUCAUGCAAUUGCAAACUCGUAGUGCCGAUGAACCGAUGACAGUGUUUUAUCGUUGUGCGAAUGCUGAGUGUGCACAUCGUUGGAAGGAGUGA
This is a messenger RNA of Anisakis simplex (herring worm), 132 nucleotides long. The record is from the annotation of a GenBank genome assembly. NCBI's taxonomy places the organism in Eukaryota, Metazoa, Nematoda, Chromadorea, Rhabditida, Anisakidae.